AGAUGGCGGAGUUUGACACCAGUUGGACAGCCUAUACCAGGAACUAGAUUUAUUGCAUUCAAAGUACCUUUAAAAGGGGCAAUUAACCAGAGGCUUACCCCAACCCAGAAGUUUACACCAAAAGACUUAAUUGCUGCAAUGAAAGCCCUAAAUGUGGAGCUUGGAUUAAUUAUUGAUUUAACAUAUACCACACGAUACUAUGAAGUUAAGGAUUUACCUAAAAGUGUGCAGUAUAAGAAACUUUAUACUGUUGGACUUGAAGUCCCUGAUAAUGCUACUAUCCUACAGUUCAAGAAAUGGGUCAGAAAAUUCCUAUGGGAAAAUGCGGGAAAUGAGAAACUCAUUGGAGUUCACUGUACUAAUGGAAUUAAUAGAACUGGCUACCUUAUAUGUAGAUAUCUUAUAGAUGUUGAAGGCUGGGAUCCAGAGGCAGCAAUCCAAGCUUUUGGUGAUGCUAGAGGUCAUAGCAUGGAUGGUCUUGUAUAUCUCACAGAUCUCAGAACACAACCAAUGAGAAGUAACCUUGGAAUGGAUGUAUGGGAUUCAGAUGAAGAUAUUACUCCCGCCCAACAUGCAACGGAAGGACCUAAAAGCGGUUCCCAAAUGAGGAUUUUCAGGGGUCUGGGAAAAGACUAAGAAUUUAUGAUGACCACUCUCACAAUGAUUUGCAAGGACAGAUACAGUUGAGAGAUUUUGAUUUCAUUAAUAAGGGACCUGGACAAAGAAGACGACCAUUUCAUGACCAUCAGACUCAGGAUGAUUUAAGAGCACCAAUGCAAAUGAGAAACUGGGACUACAAUAGAGGACCAGGACAGAGGCGAAGGCCCUUUCGUGAUCACCAGUUUUACGAUGAUUAUCCAGAAGACAUGCAGCUGAAGGACCUAGACUUCAGUAACCAGGGACCUGGACAAAGGUUGAGACCUUCUCAUGGACACCAGUUUCAUGAUGAUUUACAGGCAGCGAGACAAUCAAGGGACGUUGAAUUUAACAGAGGCCAUGGACAAAGGCAAAGAUCUUUUUCUGACCAUCCAUCUCACAGGGAUCUGCAGGAAGACAGGCAAUCAAAGAAUUUUGAUUUUGGUAGCAGGGGCC
Messenger RNA from Pterocles gutturalis (yellow-throated sandgrouse), 1092 nucleotides. It is a transcript of the gene DUSP11, whose product is annotated as dual specificity phosphatase 11 (RNA/RNP complex 1-interacting). NCBI's taxonomy places the organism in Eukaryota, Metazoa, Chordata, Aves, Pterocliformes, Pteroclidae. The record is from RefSeq and is a predicted model, not a curated record. The transcript has 8 exons. Bases 139 to 636 code for a protein of 165 amino acids. Gene Ontology annotation, biological process: dephosphorylation. Gene Ontology annotation, molecular function: polynucleotide 5'-phosphatase activity; protein tyrosine/serine/threonine phosphatase activity.